Penicillium arizonense is the source of this 1740-nucleotide messenger RNA. Its product is annotated as asparagine synthetase domain-containing protein. The transcript is spliced from 2 exons. Gene Ontology annotation, molecular function: asparagine synthase (glutamine-hydrolyzing) activity. Bases 1 to 1740 code for a protein of 579 amino acids. The record is from RefSeq and is a predicted model, not a curated record. Lineage: Eukaryota; Fungi; Ascomycota; Eurotiomycetes; Eurotiales; Aspergillaceae.
AUGUGUGGGAUCUUCUUCUCAUUGAGUUCAUCAAGCUUGACACCAUCAACACAGGAGACUUGCAAUCUGCUUAAACAGCGAGGGCCAGACAGCUGUAAAACUCUCACGUUGCAAAAAGAUAUCAAGGGACAGGAUGGGUCAACUUCACCCCUGUCCUAUUAUCUCACCUUCACGUCGACAGUCCUUUCAUUGAGAGGUGACCAUGUGUACGCCCAGCCACUUGUAGACCCCACAACCCAGUCUGUGCUCUGCUGGAACGGAGAAGCCUGGAAGAUCGGCGGGGAGCGCGUCCAGGGCAACGAUACUGAGGAUGUGUUCAACUUAUUCCUGCAGGCUGUCCAGUGUGAAACUAACGAUGCUGUCGAAAGAUUGGCUAAAGCUAUUGAGAGUCUCUCUGGGCCAUUCGCCUUUGUGUUCUAUGAUGCGGUUCACUCAAGAGUCUUCUACAGCAGAGAUUGCCUUGGGAGAAGAUCUCUCCUGGAAGGAUUCGAUGAGAAUGGCAACCUGAAGAUUUGCAGCAUUUGCGAUAGCUCAUCGAUUUCUUGCUUCAGGGAGGUCGGCACAGAGGGCGUUUAUACGAUUGAUCUUGAACGUCCUCAGGAUCCUAUGGUUUCUCCCAGAGAAUUAUGCCAGAUCAAGACCUUGCCGUGGAGCUCGGAUCCUUCACCACUGGCAGGUCAUAUUAGAAAACCAAUUCCUCCAAUGAACACAUCAUUACCAACAGAGCAGCCCCCUGCACUGACGACAGACUCUCCAUUUGUCAAGGAGCUUGAGUCAAUGCUACGACAGUCACUAGAGUUGAGGAUACAGAACGUACCAGAGCCACCAAACUACCUUCUAGGCAAGACAGCAAAAACUGCAGUUCUCUUCUCCGGUGGCCUAGACUGCACACUCCUCGCAAGACUCUCUCACGACAUCAUUUCUCUCGAAGAACCAAUUGACCUCCUGAAUGUGGCCUUUGAAAACCCAAGGGUGGCAGCUGCUGCAAAAGCCAACCAACAAAACUCAUCAUCUCCAUCACUCUCAAUCUACGAAAAUUGUCCAGACCGAAUGACCGGCCGUUCCGCACAUAGCGAACUACAAAAAACAUGCCCAGGGCGUACCUGGCGAUUCAUCGCCAUCGAUAUCCCCUAUUCUGAAACUCUGGCACACCGCGAGCAGGUAAAACGUCUAAUGAGGCCACACAACACCGAAAUGGAUCAAUCCAUCGCAUGCGCCUUAUACUUCGCAUCUCGCGGACAAGGGACAAUCCAAACCAGCUCAACUGAUCCACAUUCACACCCACCAUCUUACACAACGUCCGCCCGUGUUCUCCUUUCGGGCCUAGGGGCAGACGAGCUCUUCGCCGGCUACGGCCGCCACGGUGUUGCUUUCAACCGCGGCGGAUUCCAAGACCUCAUCUCCGAGAUUAACCUCGACGUCAGCCGUCUUGGCUCGCGGAAUCUUGGUCGGGAUGACCGCGUCCUCUCUCACUGGGGCCGGGAGACUCGAUUCCCGUACCUAGACGAAGAGUUCGUGGCUUGGGUGUCGCGGGCGCCGGUGUGGGUGAAAUGCGGUUUUGGGCUUCCUGAGACAGAAGCUACAGCUGAUAUCGAUUCCGAGAAAUUGGCGUUGCGGCUUGUUGCCCUUCGGCUGGGCUUGUCGAAAGUUUCUCGUGAGAAGAAGAGGGCCAUUCAGUUUGGGGCGAGGACUGCGAAGAUGGAGACGGGCAGGUCGAAGGGGACGGAUGCUUUGAGCUGA